GAAGCAAAAUGCAGUGUGCCAUCUGCAGAAAAAGUGGAAGAAGCUGAUCAACCCAGUGAUAUAGAAGAAGGAGGAUUGGAUCUCAGUGUGUCACUCAAACCUGUCAGUUUUUACAUCACAGACAAAAAAGAAAUGCUUCAACAAUGUUUCUGUGUCAUAGGAGAGAAAAAACUACAGAAGAUGCUGCCUGAUAUUUUAAAGAACUGUUCCAUGGAGGAAAUCAAAAGGCUUUGCUUGGAGCAGUUGGAGCUGUUAUCUGAAAAAAAACUGUUGAAGAUACUUGAAGGCAAGAUUGGAGCCGAUUCUGAUUCUGAAGAGGAGGCAGAUGGAGGAAACAAGACUGGAGGUGAAUCAGUCAGUCAACAGGACAACAGUAUAGACUCUACUUCUUGUCUCAGAGAAGACAAGCUGGAAAGUCAGGAACCAAAACAAGGCAAGGGAGAAGAUAGUGAUGUCCUCAGCAUAAAUGCAGAUGCGUAUGAUAGUGACAUAGAAGGUCCAUGCAAUGAAGAAGAAGGCCCAGAUGUGCAAGAGAACACUGUCAGAAGUGGAGCCAGUCAGAUAGAUGACCUUCAGAAGGACAUUGAAAAAAGCGUGAAUGAGAUACUGGGAUUGGCAGAGUCCAGCCCAAAGGAGCCCAAAGCAGCAACCUUAGCCAUUGCUCCAUCAGAAGAUGUUCAGCCAUCAGCACAGCAGCUGGAGCUUCUGGAGCUUGAGAUGAGGGCCAGAGCUAUUAAGGCUCUGAUGAAAGCUGGUGAUGUAAAAAAACAACCCUGAGAUUGUUUAAAUUUAAUUUUCAGUAUUUGUUU
Nestor notabilis (Kea) is the source of this 809-nucleotide messenger RNA. RefSeq names its product caspase activity and apoptosis inhibitor 1 (gene CAAP1). NCBI's taxonomy places the organism in Eukaryota, Metazoa, Chordata, Aves, Psittaciformes, Psittacidae. The annotation marks the transcript as partial. The record is from RefSeq and is a predicted model, not a curated record. The transcript has 5 exons.